Molecule: messenger RNA, 1508 nt
Organism: Triticum dicoccoides
Lineage: Eukaryota; Viridiplantae; Streptophyta; Magnoliopsida; Poales; Poaceae
Product: heparan-alpha-glucosaminide N-acetyltransferase-like
Exons: 13
Coding region: 1-1494 (497 amino acids)
Source: RefSeq, a predicted model, not a curated record
AUGGAGAAGGGGCAGGACAUAGCGGCAUCCGGCGGUGAGAAAGGUUCAGAGCAGCACGCCAUUGAUGUAGUUCCCAUAGAGGUAGAGCAUGGCGACGGCAAGGGCGUCGUCCACGCCGGAGCCGGAGAUGACACCGAGAAGGAGAGACUGGUCGUUGUUGAGGAGCCCCAGAAGAAGAAGAGCACGAGGGUGGCAGCUCUCGAUGCCUUCAGAGGGCUCACCAUUGUGCUGAUGGUACUGGUGGACGAUGCCGGUGGGGCUUACGAGCGGAUGGACCACUCGCCAUGGAACGGUUGCACUCUGGCAGACUUUGUCAUGCCCUUCUUCCUCUUCAUCGUCGGUGUCGCAAUCGCCUUUGCCAUGAAGAGGGUUCCAAACAUGGGUGCCGCUGUGAAGAAGGUCAGCGUCAGAACACUAAAAAUGCUCUUCUGGGGCCUGCUACUGCAAGGUGGAUACUCUCACGCUCCGGACGACCUUGCUUAUGGAGUGGACAUGAAGGUGAUAAGAUGGUGUGGCAUCCUCCAGAGGAUAGCUUUGGUGUACUUCGUGGUUGCCCUCAUAGAGGUGUUCACCAUAAAGGUGCGGCCUGUCACCGUCCGUUCCGGUCCUUACGCCAUCUUCCAUGCCUACCGGUGGUUAGGCGGAUUCAUCGUGUUCAUCGUAUACAUGGUCACGACGUUCUCGCUUUAUGUUCCAGAUUGGAGCUAUGUGUACCAUUCAGAUGGCGAUGCCAAUGAUGGGAAGCGGUUUACGGUACAAUGUGGUGUAAGGGGUCACCUGGACCCGGCUUGCAAUGCAGUGGGUCAUGUUGACAGGGUGGUCUGGGGGAUUAAUCAUCUCUACUCGCAGCCCGUCUGGAUCCGGACUAAGGAUUGUACAUUUAGCUCACCCGAAUCAGGUCCUCUCCGUGCCGAUGCUCCAUCAUGGUGUCUUGCGCCAUUCGAACCAGAAGGAUUGUUAAGUUCAAUAUCGUCGAUUCUAUCAGGGACAAUUGGAAUCCACUAUGGCCAUGUUCUAAUCCAUUUCAAGACCCAUAAGGAGAGACUGAAACACUGGCUUUCAAUGGGCUUUUCACUCCUCUUGCUCGGCAUUCUCCUUCACUUCACAAAAGCUAUUCCAAUCAAUAAGCAACUCUACAGUAUCAGUUACGUUUGCUUCACUGCCGGCGCGGCUGGAAUAGUUCUUUCAGCUUUCUACAUGCUGAUUGAUGUCUGGGGCCUGAGAGUACCAUUCUUGUUCCUCGAGUGGAUCGGCAUGAACGCCAUGCUUGUGUACGUCCUAGCGGCACAGGGCAUAUUUGCAGCUUUCGUGAACGGAUGGUACUAUGAGUCACAAGAUAAAACCCUUGUUAACUGGAUCCAAAAGCAUGUGUUUGUCAAUGUAUGGCAUUCAGAAAGGCUGGGAACUCUGCUGUACGUCAUAUUUGGAGAGAUCCUCUUCUGGGGUGUUGUCUCUGGCAUCUUGCACAAGCUGGGGAUUUACUGGAAACUAUGAGAUUUCUAGAUGAA